This is a messenger RNA of Clupea harengus (Atlantic herring), 4636 nucleotides long. RefSeq names its product RNA polymerase II associated protein 1 (gene rpap1). The record is from RefSeq and is a predicted model, not a curated record. NCBI's taxonomy places the organism in Eukaryota, Metazoa, Chordata, Actinopteri, Clupeiformes, Clupeidae. Gene Ontology annotation, biological process: transcription by RNA polymerase II.
GUCAACACACGCUGUAGUUGAAGUCGUGAAUUGCAACAGAAGGUGCCUAUUGUAUGAAGUCUUGCUGGUUAAAUCAUUUAUAGGUAUAUUUAAAGGUUUAGUCAUACUCGAAAGGAGGGAUGUUGCGACGUCCCAAACCCACCGAUUCGGAGGAUGAUCUCCUACGUGAGCAGCAACGGUUUCUGUCAUCAGGUACCUCGCCAUCAGUCGUCAAUGUGGUGCGGCGUCCUGACAAGCGCCGAGGCGAACAGGGGACGGGUGACCCAGAAAACAGUGAGGACAGCCAGAGAGAUAUCGUCACCAUCGAAGAUUUGCCAGAUGAAAUUCCCUCCCUUACACCUGCACCCCCCAAGAAGUCACGCUUUAAAAAGGCCCAAGUGCACUUUGAAGAUGAAGAUGCUGAGGAGACACUGGACAGACAUGACUCACACAUCAGUGCUGUUCUCUCCAGGAUAGUUGAAAGAGACACAAGCACUGUGCCUAUAUGCCUUCCUGCAGUUACUGGCUUUGCAUUUCCCAAAGUUAUGCAUCGAUCUGAAGGCGUCACUCAGGCUAAAAGUACUGUUUCUGGAACCAGGAAGAGCAUUUUUGCUCGUCAGAUUGCUGCACAGAGAACCAAAGGGGGAAGACUUCCAUCACAACAAACAUCAAUCUCUGUUGUUCCUAAAGCACCCCAAAGUGUUGAGUCCCCCACCAGCAUGGAAUUAGAGAUGCCAUCUGGAAUUGGUAGUGUGUCAGGCGGCCCUCUCCUAGUGUCUGGACAGGGCCUGGGGCAGGGCCUGGGACAGGGUGACAGUGCUCUGGAGGGCGUGAAGAUUCACCGGGAGAACCAGGCACGUCUGGAGGGCAUGACACAGGAGGAGAUCCUGGAGGAGCAGAGAAGGCUGCUGGCACAGCUUGAUCCCAGGCUGGUGGGCUUUGUGAGGGCGCGUAAGGGGCAGAAGAUGGCUGGUUCUGAUCUCGCGGAACAGACAACUUCCUGUGGUCAGGAUGGUGAGGUCAGGGGUCAAGAGAAGCCUUCAGUUGUUUCCGCUGCCUCCUCAGUCAUGGACGUCACAGACACCAGCCAGGAGCCACUGCAAGUUGGCAUGGAGGAUCCAGAAGAACCCGAAGCAACUCAACAAAUCACAGAGGAGGACCUGCCGUUCAAGCCCCAGAAGGAUUGGGUGCACAUGGACAAACUGGAGCCUGAUAAACUGGAGUGGACCAGAGACCUGCCCCCACCCAGACGAAAAGGAACUAAGAAGGGCAUGCAGGCUCGGUUUGACUUCACUGGCAACCUCAUGUCCCCAACAGAAGACCUGCCCACACAUCUGGGCUUGCAUCACCAUGGAGACGAGCCUGAGCUGGCAGGUUACUCCCUACAGGAGCUCUUCAUGCUCUCUCGCAGUCUGGUGUCCCAGCAGCGCACACUGGCUCUCAGCACCCUGGCCAACAUCAUCACAAAGGCUCGCUCAGGAGCGUUUGCGUCGGUGCUGAAGGGCAGUGUGCUGUCCACCCUGCUGGACGCCGGGCUGCUCUUCUUGCUGCGUUUCUCGCUGGACGACGGCGUGGAGGGGGUGAUGGCCGCUGCGGUGCAUGCCCUGCGAGCUCUGCUGGUGUCCACCGAUGACGAGGACGGUCUGGAUGGGACGUUCUCCUGGCUCCUGGGAAUGGCCUCUUUUCCCCUCCUGCCCACCACCCAGGAGGAAGAGGAGGAUGAGGAGGAUGAGGGGAUGAUUGGCAAAGAGACGGAGAAGCAGAAGGAGGAGAGGAAGUCUGAUCAUGAGGUGGCACGGCAGGACGUGGUCAAGGGGCUGUUGAAGAUGACGGUGUUGCCACGGAUACGUUACAUCCUGGAGGUGGUGCGUCCGUCUCCACGGGUGGUGCUGGACCUGCUGGAGGUGCUUGUGCGGAUCGCUCGCCACUCCACUUCUGCUGCCACACAGAUUGUGAACUGCCCCCGCCUGAUGGACACUGUGAUGUCAGAGUUCCUGCCUUCCUCCUGGGCCUCCUCACCUGCUCCGCAGUCUUUGUACGGGUUGCCCGUUGCCAUGGCGAUGAAGCUCCUCCGCGUGCUGGGCACAGCGGGACGGCACGUCUGUGCCAGGCUGCUGCACUCGCUGGGUGGGAAAGAGCGUUUGUCUCUGCUGCUGGCAGUGGAACCAAGUGAGCUGCUCCUAGAGGCGGGGGAGGCGUUUCGCUGUAGCACAGAGGCCUACAGGAUGUGGGCUGUAGCUGCCAGCUAUGGUCAGGCCUGCAAUUUGUACAGUGAUCUGUACCCCGUUCUGAUGAAAGCGAUGCAGUCCUUCCCCCGACCCGUUUCCUCCUCCACCGGUCGCGUGCUUCCGCUGGAGCUCCAGAGAGCCCAGGCCAUCCUGACGCUGCUCACCCAGGUGACGCACACCGCAGGCUGCCACCAGGAGCUGCAGGCCGCCCUGGCCAGUUCCCAGGGUGAGUGCCCUCCACCCCCUCCAGUGACAUGGGGUCAUGUGACUGGACUGCAGCCCACUGUGAUUGGUCAGCUAAAGGGCUGUAUGAAGGGGCUGUGUGAGGCGGAGCAGCAGCUGGAGAGCUCACUGAGUCUGCUUCCCUCUUACCUUCUCUACCUCGGGGCCUUUUACUCCCAGCUCCCUCUACAGAGCUCAUUUCGGCCAGUGGAAUGUCUGCAGGAGCUGGAGUCUCUCACCUCAGAGGUACUGCUGCCACUGAUCUCCCAUCAGGCAGUGCACAGGAUGAUUGACAACCUCAAGUCACGCUCGGCCGUGUGCAACCCGCUCUCCUGCUGCCCGGGGCCUGAGACGGUGGCCAGCCUGCCGGGGUUGGCCUGCUCUGGGGAAGGGAACAGCAAUGGCCUGGUCGGCCCUGGAUCCCCAUUCCCCCUCCUCACCAGCCUGUACUACCUGCUGGACAUCAUCACAGGCAUACACAAGGGACUGGCCAAGAAGUUCAGUGUGCUGCUCCUGACGGACUCUGUGCUGGCGUACCUGCACAGCUGUGCCCAGGCCAUGCCCACCCUCACCCACAGCCGUGCCUGGCUCCUGAGGCAUGAGCAUCACCUGCUCUACCUGCUGCUCCGCCUGGCACACAGACUGGUUCCAGUUGACCCUGAAGUCGCAAAGCACGCCUCCCUUUUCCAUCAGGUUGCCCUGGCGAUCCUUCCAUGGUUACUGCCAGGAAGUGAAUACGUGGCACAUGAACUGUUUUCCUUCAUUAUCUUCAACCAGGCCUUCAUACCUGAGGGGGCCAGUGGAGGUCUGGAGGCAGCUGCUCUUGCUGAGCUUCACCUUCAGGAGGGGGUCUCCGCCCCCCCUCCUCUCGCUCCUCUUCUCCGGGACGCCUGCGCCCAGCUUCCCUCCCUCCGCGGCUGCUACCUCACCCACCUAGCCCACUCCGAGCCCCUGGUCCUGGCCUCCCGCAACCUCCACCUGGGCCGCACACCCUGGCUCCGCUCCCUCCUCCUCCCCGACCUCGCCCUUGGCCCCUCACUGCCCUCCGAUUGGCCUUACUUGCCGCUCGUCAGCCUGUACGAGCGAAUGGGCCAAUCGGAGGGCGGCGGCGUGGAGACGGAGUUCCUCCCGGCCGGUUCGCUGGCGUCGGUCACCCACUGCCUUCAGUGGCUCCUGCUGCUGGAGAGCUGGAGGGAGGUGGCACUGCGGGUGGUCACCCCCGCGGCCAAGCUGGCCCGGCUGGCCUGUGUCUUCCUGGCCUCCAGCGACCUCUUCCUGGAGCCCCCCGUGCAGCGCCUCGCCGGGGCCCUGUUCGGGGCGCUCACGCGUCCCCGGGUGCUGGCCGCGCUGGAUCUGGGGGUGCCCCCGCCGGGCCAGGCAUCCUUCCACGACCUGUACGCAGCGCUGCUGGCCCAGUACGAGGCUGUGUCGUUCGGGGACGUGCUGUUCGGCUGCUUCCUGCUGCUGCCCCUGCAGCGUUGCUACAGCGCCACCAUGAAGCUGGCCGUGUUCGGGGAGCACGUGGGGCUGCUGCGCUCGCUGGGCGUCCCGCUGCAGAAGCUGCCUGUUCCCCUGGAGAACUACACGUGUCCCCCGGAGGACUCCGUGCCGCUGCUGGGGCUCUACUUCCGCGCGCUGGUGACGGGGACGCUGCGCCGAGCCUGGUGCCCCGUGCUGUACGCGGUGGCGGUGGCCCACGUCAACACCUUCAUCUUCUCCCAGCAGCCCGCAGCUCAGGAGGUCGAGGCGACACGUCGCGGCCUGUUGAGAAAGACUUACUACCUGACAGAUGAGGUGUUGAGGGCCCACCUGCUGCUGUGUAAGCUCCCGCAGCAGCAGAGCGAGCUGGGCUUCCUUACCUAUGAGCAGCUGCCUCCCCUGCGGGCCCGCUGGCUGGAGAAGGAGCUGGGCCUGGAGGAAGGCAGCGGAGCGGGGAGGAGCAGGGCAGUGACCCCCUGACUGAUGCCCCCCCCCGCAGGGGCUGAGGGGAAACCAGAGGAGCAGACCAGAGACUCAUGCCUGUGGUCUGGAGAGACUGAUGGAAGGGCAGUUUGAGGCUGCGUAGGUUUCCAGUGGGGAUAGGGGGUGGGGAUAGAUUGGUAGAUGACGCAGAUGAAGUCAGGACUUGAACAUGCCCUUGAGGAUCUGUGUCAAACAUGGCUACAAAUGCUUAUUUAUCUUUUUUGUAAGUAAAGGUUCUUUAUGUA